Cutaneotrichosporon oleaginosum is the source of this 1246-nucleotide messenger RNA. RefSeq lists its product as uncharacterized. Gene Ontology annotation, molecular function: metalloendopeptidase activity. Gene Ontology annotation, cellular component: endoplasmic reticulum membrane. Lineage: Eukaryota; Fungi; Basidiomycota; Tremellomycetes; Trichosporonales; Trichosporonaceae. The record is from RefSeq and is a predicted model, not a curated record. Gene Ontology annotation, biological process: CAAX-box protein processing.
CCUACAUCCGUUCUUGCCACCAUCUGCGACGCAUUCAGUCAACAUCGACUGUCGGCCUGGUUUAGCCAUGCCUCUGACACUCGAUCCGACACUCUACCUCCCCCCGCCCCUCGAGACCGGCAUCUCCCCCAAGGCGGCCAACGCGCUCGCGCUCGUGUUCGCGGCCUCAUAUGUCGGGAGCUUGUAUGUAGCUCCGCUCGUCUUCCCUUGGGCUGGCCGUACGCCCAAGGGCGACAGCACCACCGCUGAAGAUGCGGCAAGCCACAUCCCCGUAGGACACCGCGACCACCCAGCUACUAUGAAGAUGCGCAUGCGCGCAGUCAGCAUGGCCACGAGACUCAGCAUUCUUGGCGUGUACUGGACAGUCAAGCAGGUUGGCGGGUACGACGUCCGCGGCGCCCUUGUCCCCACUCUCCGCCUUCUAGGUCUCCAUUCGGCAGGCAGCCAGAUGCCCCUCGCGUAUCUGCUCGCGCCCACUCUCUUCCUUGGCCCCCUCUUCGCAUCCUGGCUGGAUUGCACCUUGCCUGGUCAAGCCCACUUUGGGCAGUGGCGUUGGGGGCUGGCUGAGCGGCGCAACUACCUUGUGGGUCCUGUCACCGAGGAGCUUCUCUUCCGCUCGUGUAUCCUGGCCGUGUCCAUUCUCGGUGGCCUUCCCGCUUCUUGGCUCGUCUUCGGCACACCUCUCUGGUUCGGCCUGGCGCAUGCGCAUCACGCUCUUCAAACAUAUCGCGACGGGGGAAGGACGCGUGACGCCCUCUGGCGCGCAGGCCUGGGAUGCCGUAUGUUUACUCCGCAGCAGCUAACCCCAGUUUUCCAGAUGUCGUACACCACGCUCUUCGGCUGGUUCGCGUCGUACCUAUACAUCCGCACAGGCUCAGUCCUUCCACCCGUCAUCUCGCACAUCUUCUGCAAUGUCAUGGGCAUUUACGGCCCCGGCACAGCCUCGCGCCGCCACCCGAAGAACAAGCUCGCCAUCUCAGUCGCGUAUCUCGCCGGCAUCGCGGGCUUUAUUUGGGGCCUAACGAAGCUCUGAACCUGACCCAGGUUGUUCACCGUCUUGUCCUCUUGGUGAUGUGGUGGUCAUCUGCCCCGGUUUCGCGCAACACUGCCCUCGUUUUCUGAAUCCUAUCUCUCGGUACGCAGCAUGCACGAUGAUUCCGCGCCUCGCUGCGAUUGGCAGAGUGUAGGAUUGCCUGUGUCGGCGGAAGCUCGUGCAUCGUACACCAAUAUACCCCAACGGAAGACC